Molecule: messenger RNA, 497 nt
Organism: Amoebophrya sp. A25
Lineage: Eukaryota; Dinophyceae; Syndiniales; Amoebophryaceae
Source: the annotation of a GenBank genome assembly
GACUAGCAAUUUGCAGCUUGUUUGUUCCUCAUCACUGUCUUGGGUAAUUUAGUUAACUGCGUAGAUCGCACCAGGGUGGACUGAGGGGUUGACUGAUCGCACCAGGGUGGACUGAGUAAAUAUCUUUUCCCUGUUUAUUUUGUAUACGGACACACACCCUUGCUCAGAGAGCAGCACCUUGCAGUGUUUACACUGUCACCCCUCAAACAACAUCAUCAUGCUCGUUUUUAUCGUGCUGUCAUCCUUGUUUCAAGCAUUGCCAACGUGCUUUGCUGCGUUUGAUCCGGGGCUGCGUCGUAUUCGUUCGCAGCUAGGUGGUGGCUUCCCUGGUGGAUACGACGGGACUGGUCGCCCGUAUCCUCCCGACUUUGAUAGAGAGAGGCAGACAAGGACUGCUGUCGAAGACGCGGGAGGCCAGCAACAGGCCCAACACGGUCAGCAGUUUCAACAUCCGCAGCAGGCCCUGAAUCAGCAACAGUUUCAACAGCACCCAGCUG